AUGUGGAAGGACACUUGCAAUGAAAUUGUGAGACAGCAAGCCGCUGAUGCCCCGUCUAGAAAUGCCAACCGCCGAAAGAGAACCAGCUUCUCCAAGGAGCACGUGGAGCUGCUGAGGGCCACAUUUGAGACAGACCCAUACCCGGGCAUCAGCCUGCGGGAGAACCUGUCCCAGACUACUGGGCUGCCAGAGUCCCGCAUCCAGGUGUGGUUCCAGAACAGGAGAGCCAGGACUCUGAAGAACAAAACUGGCAAAAAGCUCUCCUGGCGGGGGGAGUCAGUGAGCCCCCAGCUCAGCCCUUGUACCCUUGACCAAACCCCACCUCCGCCCCCAUACCACCGCACCACAGGGGUCCGGGGACCACAGCCAGGCCAGGCGGGGCUCCACGCCCAGCCUCUGCAGGCUCUGUACCUGGCUCAGGUGAAGGAGGAAGUGGAGGACAGCUGCUUCUAUGGUCACUUCCUGCCCUUUAACGCCAAAGGAGCAGAGGCCACCUGGUUGUCGGGAGACGCUGGUCACUGGAACCCCCCCUGUGGGCCACGGCAUAGCAGGCUCCCAGGCACCAGCUCCAGCCCCCCCCUGCAGAGCCCAGCACCCCACCAGCAGGUGCCAAGCAGCUGGGGCACGGGGUCCAACCACACGUCCCCGGACUCCCUGUGGAGCCCCCCUCCGCUGGAGGCCAGAGACUAUGACCACCGGCUCCGACAGGCCUUCCUGUUCCCCCAGCCCCUCAAUCUGUGCGAGAACCCCGCUUUCCACCCCUCCCAGCCCGGGGGCCCCUCCUCGCCUGACUCUGGGUGCUGGGAGCUGGGGCAGGAGAACACGCCCCCUGCCGGCCUGAUGUCCCAGUACAGUGGAGGCUGGGGUGGGCCUGUCUCCAAGCAUCACCUGGAAAUCCCGGGACUGCCCACCCACCUGGACGCCCCACUUCCGGAGCUGCCGGUGCAGUCGCUGCAGGAGAUCCUGGGGGAGCUGGAGUCGGAGUCCAAUUGGUGGAGACCCAGUGGUGGAGCUACCGUCCAUGCAGAGGAUAAGUUUAUUUACUGCUGAAGACCGACUAGACUGGAGUGGAAUAGCGAACCGUGCUAAAGUUCUUCACACCAAGCUUUCCAAAAACUCUAUUUCAGAAACAACAUAUAUUUCUUCUUUAUACAUCCUUGGUAAUGUUGUGAUAAUUGAAUUAUUGUAGAUUAUUAAAUGUUAAUAUUAUAUUAAAAAAACAAAGUUGUAAUGACAUCACAAUUGUAAACACAUUACCAUUUACAAGUUUUUAACCAAAUAAUAUGUAAAUAGGCGCUGAAUCACAGUCUGUAGGGGAUGUAGGACUAAUGUGGAUAGGUUCCUUCAUUGAACUGUGUUUCUCAGCCACAGGUUUGUCUGUUUGGGGUGGUUAGGUAUGAAAUUGGUUGGGUAAAAGAGGGUGGGUGAACUAGACAGCAAGUAUGUCUGUGGGGAGUUACUCUAUCUUGGGUGAGGGUCCUCGUCUAUGUUAAAUUACUACCCUGAGGGUAAAUUCAAAUAUUGCUAUUUAUAUUUUCCCACUGACAUGCAUAUCAGAGGAAUAUUUAAAUUUUAUUUCUGCACUUGUAUAUCAAUAAACCUUUUUUUAUAAUAUAUAUCAUUUUUUGUUUUGAAAUUGUUAUUGUUUGCUUGAGUAUUUAAGAUGCGAGAACUACAACUGGACAUGAUUGCGAUACCUUUGU
Messenger RNA from Anguilla rostrata (American eel), 1703 nucleotides. It is a transcript of the gene mxtx1, whose product is annotated as mix-type homeobox gene 1. Gene Ontology annotation, biological process: regulation of transcription by RNA polymerase II. Gene Ontology annotation, cellular component: nucleus. The coding region runs from base 1 to 1050 and encodes 349 amino acids. Gene Ontology annotation, molecular function: RNA polymerase II transcription regulatory region sequence-specific DNA binding; DNA-binding transcription factor activity, RNA polymerase II-specific. The transcript has 3 exons. NCBI's taxonomy places the organism in Eukaryota, Metazoa, Chordata, Actinopteri, Anguilliformes, Anguillidae. The record is from RefSeq and is a predicted model, not a curated record.